GUGCCCCUCGGGCGGUUUGGUCCCGGUGCCGGUGGCGAUGUGGGCCCCGGGGGCCUGGGGGCGGGGCCGGCCGCGGUGGCGGCGCUGGGGCCCGGCCUGGCCCUGGGGAGCCCCGAGCACACGUCUGACAGGGUCAAGCGACUUUGAUCUGGUUGUCAUCGGCGGCGGGUCCGGGGGCCUCGCCUGUGCCAAGGAAGCCGCCGAGUUCGGAAAGAAGGUGGCCGUCUUGGACUACGUGGAGCCUUCUCCCAGAGGAACCAAGUGGGGUCUCGGCGGGACUUGCGUGAACGUGGGCUGCAUCCCCAAGAAACUGAUGCACCAGGCGGCCCUCCUGGGAGGGGCUGUCCAGGACGCCCGCUGCUACGGCUGGAACGUCCUUCACCCCGUCCGGCACGACUGGAGCAAAAUGGCCCAAGCCAUUCAAAAUUACGUCAAAUCCUUGAACUGGGGGCACAGAGUGCAGCUACAGGAUAAGAAAGUCAAGUACUUCAACAUGAAAGGCAGUUUUGUGGAUGAGCACACGAUCCGUGGCGUGGCGAAAGAUGGCAAAGAGACGCUGAUCACAGGGGACCACGUCGUCAUCGCCACCGGAGGAAGGCCCCGCUACCCGGCUCACAUCCGAGGGGCGGUGGAGCACGGCAUCACAAGCGAUGACCUCUUCUGGCUGAAGGAGUCCCCAGGAAAAACGUUGGUGGUUGGCGCCAGCUAUGUUUCCUUGGAGUGUGCUGGAUUUCUCACAGGAAUUGGAUUGGAUACCACAGUAAUGAUCAGAAGUAUCCCGCUUCGAGGAUUUGAUCAGCAAAUGUCUCUGCUGGUCAAGGACUCCAUGGCGACCCUCGGCACCCGGUUUCUGGAGCAGAGCACCCCCACCGACGUCGAGAAGCUGCCGGAUGCCCGCCUGCGGGUCACGUGGACCGACGGCCGCUCGGGCGGACGAGGGACGGACGAUUUUGACACCGUGCUGUGGGCCAUAGGUCGGGCUCCCGAGACCAAGGCUCUGAAUCUCCGGGAGGUGGGCGUGGAGCUGAACCCGAGCUCCCAGAAGAUCAUCGUCGACGCCGGGGAGACCACUUCGCUGCCCCACGUGUACGCCAUCGGGGACGUCGCCGAGGGACGUCCGGAAUUGACCCCGACAGCCAUCGCGGCCGGGAGGCUCCUGGCCCGACGCUUGUUCGCCCGGAGCUCAGAGCUCAUGGACUAUGACAACGUGCCCACUACGGUGUUCACCCCGCUAGAAUACGGCUGCGUGGGGCUCUCGGAGGAGAAGGCUGCGGAACGCUAUGGAGAGGAAAAUAUCGAGGUGUUCCACGCCCAUUACAAACCUCUGGAGUUCACCGUGGCGGACCGGGAUGCCUCUCAGUGCUAUGUAAAGAUGGUCUGCCUGCAGGAAAGGGACCUGAAGAUUGUCGGCCUCCACUUCGUUGGCCCACAUGCCGGUGAAGUGAUUCAAGGAUUUGCUCUCGGAAUAAAGUGCGGCGCAACUUACGCCCAGCUCAUGCAGACGGCCGGUAUCCACCCGACGUGUGCCGAGGAAGUGACUAAACUUCGCAUCACCAAGCGCUCCGGGCUGGAUGCCACGGUCACGGGCUGCUGAGGGUAAGCCCCCGGCCGCCCCCAGCCGAACAAGCAGAGCGCCCAGAUACCACCCGUCCGCCCAUCCAUCCCAGUAAGUCUCCCAGUGACCGGCCACCCCAUCACCAAGCGCUCCGGGUCGGACGCCACGGUCACAGGCCACCUCGGGUAAUCCCGCAGCCGAGCAAGCGCACAGCAUGUGGACUCUGCCCAUCCAUCCCAGGAAGCGGACGGGUCCCCCCAUCCCCAGGCAGUUCGGGCUGGGUACCACAGUUCCGGGCUGCCGAGGGUCAGCCUCCGGCCGAUCAAGCAGAGAGUACGUGUCCGCCAUGUACCCGUCCGUCCAUCCGUCUUUCAGUUCCAGGAAGGCCCGGGUGAUGUUCCCCCACGGCUCGAGCCCCCAGUUUGGGGCAGUUGGGGCCCCUGAUCUUGAGGUGCCCUUUCCCACAGUACCGCACCGUCACCCCACGGUCAGUGACCGUCCGCCGAGAAUGGCCACGCUCUGACUGGAGUGGCACUCCCCUGCAGACAGGCAAGCUCGCGACCCAGGCCAAGGCCAGCCCCGGACCACCCGCGGGAAAGUGGAUGCCAGAGCUGGGGGCGGAGGAACGUGUCCAGAUCCUGGUGGGAUGAGCCAGUCUGAUCCCCGGAAUGCUAACGGGGCCCAAGAGGCUCUCGGGGCUGGGAGAGGACAGGGCCCCAUCUUGCCCUAGACCCGCCCCACACUGGCAGCGGGUCUGAAGCCCAGGCGAUCCACCACCGUCGCCGGGGCCCCUCGGGCAGCGUCGGAGGGGGCACCGGGGCCGAGACCAGUGGCCAGCGGCCGGCGAGCAGAGAGUGGCCGUGGCCAGGAGGACCAGACGCUGGCUCUUUCCGUAUUUUCCAGAAGGGGGAGGUGCUGCCUCACGGGUGGAGGCCGGGAAAGGAGCCGGACUGGAGUCCAGCGAGGUAGGGCCGGACUGGCCACGCCACGGCCUUCACGGGCUCCGGAGUUUAGAGCCCAGGGGGAGACCAGGAGGCCCCCGCUCAUUCCCGUGCCAUUCCGAACUUGCCCUGCGGUCUCGGCGAGGACUCUGGGAAUGGGGGCCUUCCCCUCUCCGUCUGGCGACGGACGGACGGACUGCGUUUCUUCGGGUCCCCGCGGUCUCCCUCAGCGGACGUUGGGACGUGGCGGGCCGGGAGGGGAAGGGGGUGUCAGCCCCGGGAUGGUGCCUUCUGUGAGGUCCUGGUGGAGCGUGCUGGGAAAAGAAUCGUGCCGGGGCUGAAGGGUUCGCCCUUUCCCAGGAUUUUUCAGCGUUGCGAUGCCGAGGCCUCUCCCGGCUCCCCCCGAACCCACGUGUGCGCGCAUGGGAAUGCGGAAGGGCCGUGGAACGUGGGCGGAAACGGCUGCUUCCUGCCCCCCUCACCUGGUGCCGAGGGCCGCGGUUAGCUCCCAGUCAGGCCGCGGGUCUCGGUGUCGCUUCUCCCGGCAAGUUGCCCUCCGAACCCGGGCAUGUUGGUCAAGGAUGCCGCCUCGUUGCCCGCCAGGCUUGUGGUGGGGUGAUGUCACUGAAGGGUGACCUCGCUAGGCGCUCCGUGGGGGUCCAUCCCAGGGGGUGGGUAGGGAGGCAUGACAAAUUCACUUCCUUUCCGCCGUGCUCGCUUGUGCUGCUGCGGCCAGCCGCGUGCCCAGGACCGCCCUGGAAGUGGCAGAAUCCACACCAGAGCGGGCCGGGAGUGGAGCCUUAAUUUUCUGUGGGUUGGGUGCCCACCAACCCCGGGACUGCAGAUCCCAGGCACGCUAGAGCGGGACGGGAGAGAUGGGUGGCGCGGCCCCCCCGAGAUGGUCCUUCCCUGGCCGACGGGCGGGCUCAGU
Molecule: messenger RNA, 3427 nt
Organism: Tachyglossus aculeatus (Australian echidna)
Lineage: Eukaryota; Metazoa; Chordata; Mammalia; Monotremata; Tachyglossidae
Gene: TXNRD2
Product: thioredoxin reductase 2
Exons: 17
Coding region: 38-1594 (518 amino acids)
Biological process (GO): cellular response to oxidative stress; glutathione metabolic process; cell redox homeostasis
Cellular component (GO): mitochondrion; cytosol
Molecular function (GO): glutathione-disulfide reductase (NADPH) activity; flavin adenine dinucleotide binding; thioredoxin-disulfide reductase (NADPH) activity
Source: RefSeq, a predicted model, not a curated record